AUGGACACAAACAUCAAAAACAACGAAAGACCUUCGACAUCUCUUCCUCAAUCAACAACUAUCAAACCACUCGAGGUUCCUACUACCAUGUUCAUUCCAGAGAUGGUUCAUACUUCAGACAUCCUUGAGAACACAUCUCAUGUAGACUCAAAUGUCAAUAUAGGUGGGAAAUCUACAAUCGAUUCUUUGAUAGUUACUCCACAAUUAGAUUCACCACUCAAAUUCUCAUUACAUCAAUUCACGUUUGUUCCUCAAAAUUCUCCAACUUGUGCUGGUAUGUUUACUCAUGCAAUUACCUCUUUCUUUUCUUCACAAUGUACUGACCACUAUUUUGAACAAGGAAAGGAUAUUUCACAGAAUAUGGAAGAUGAGGAAGAUGAAGGUUUUGGUUUUGGUAAACUAACUUUUGAUCUUGAGGAAGAAGAUAUUGCAGAUGAAGCUUUGAUGUCAGGGAAACAAUAUUGA
Lactuca saligna is the source of this 465-nucleotide messenger RNA. The record is from the annotation of a GenBank genome assembly. NCBI's taxonomy places the organism in Eukaryota, Viridiplantae, Streptophyta, Magnoliopsida, Asterales, Asteraceae.